Messenger RNA from Vombatus ursinus (common wombat), 669 nucleotides. RefSeq names its product serine peptidase inhibitor, Kazal type 2 (gene SPINK2). Gene Ontology annotation, biological process: spermatid development; negative regulation of serine-type endopeptidase activity. Gene Ontology annotation, molecular function: protein binding; serine-type endopeptidase inhibitor activity. The record is from RefSeq and is a predicted model, not a curated record. The coding region runs from base 95 to 361 and encodes 88 amino acids. The transcript is spliced from 4 exons. NCBI's taxonomy places the organism in Eukaryota, Metazoa, Chordata, Mammalia, Diprotodontia, Vombatidae.
ACAGAAUUGGUGAGCGUUGACGACCCCCGCCUCCAAGUGCUUCUGAAAGUGCUGAAGAUCGCUUGGGGAGCGCGAACCCGCCAACCGUGGGAGGAUGAAGCGGUUUUCCGUUGUGUUCCUCCUGUUCGUGAUGCUUCUGACUGAGAACUUCACAGUGGCUUCAAUCUAUACUUUCUAUGAUGGUGAGAGCACCUCAGGAAUAACACCCGACUGCAAACAGUAUUCCCUUCCAGGAUGUCCAAGAAACUUAAACCCUGUAUGUGGAACAGAUUCCAUAACCUAUGGCAAUGAAUGCCUACUUUGUCAGAAAAUUAGGGAAGAGAACCAGAACAUUCAAAUCAAGUGGAGAGGAGUGUGCUGAUGGUUCAGCAGAUGCAAAGAAAAUACGGCUGAGAGAAAACACUUUAAAAUGGGAGAAUCACCUGAAACUUUAGCUUUUACUUUUCAAGUUUCAUAAAUUUUCUUGACUCUCUUCCCUACUGUUUCCCGGAAGAUUUAUUACUAAGAUCUAUUUGAGGAGGGGAUGUGGGCAAUUAGGCUUUUCAUAUCCCUGUGGUUUGUUUGUUUCGCUGGGUCUCUCUACUGCGGCUGUAGUUAAGAUCUUAUCUGCCCGAUAGUUUCUGCGCUGUCUCUAAGCCUGAAUAAAACCAGCAUUCCGCUGCAAUGUGA